UCAGGAAGUGACAUCUUGCUUACUACUCUGCAUGCAAUCACUGAUUGGCCAAUCAGUGAUCACAUGACCGGGACCUCGCACAGAGGUCCCGUACGACGAUCGGUGUUCCACUGUGUCCGGAGGACACAGCGGGCACUGGAUCGCGGUGCUGCGAGCUCUCAGGGAGCGCGCACAAGCAGGGGGUGGGGAGGCCAUUUAGAAAUGGCCACCCUACCCUGCACUGCCACCAUCCAGCCAUUUAUAUACAACUGCCGGAUGGGAGGUGAUUGGUGAGUUUUCUCUUUCUCUGUACAAAAAGAAGG
Messenger RNA from Staurois parvus, 302 nucleotides. NCBI's taxonomy places the organism in Eukaryota, Metazoa, Chordata, Amphibia, Anura, Ranidae. The record is from the annotation of a GenBank genome assembly.